AAACAUAGUGUAACCAACUAUUCAAUCAAAAUGAAGUUGUUCGUCGCCUUUGCUGCUUUGGUCAUUGCUUGCGUUAGCGCAGCCAGUUUGGAUGGAGUGCUUCGUCCCGCCUUCCCCGAAGGACGCAUCAUCAAUGGUCAUCCCGCUACCAAAGGCGAGGCUCCCUUCAUUGUCUCCUUGAAGUCGGGAUCCCAUUUCUGUGGUGGCUCCAUCAUCGAUGAACACUGGGUUCUGACUGCUGGUCACUGCUUGAUCUACUCCGAUUUCGAGGUGGUUGCCGGUUUACACGAACGCAAUGAUGAGUCUGACGUUCAAAUCCGCCAGGUUAAUGGCAAAAAAUUCCAAUAUGUCCAUGAAUCCUAUGGUGGCGAUGUUGGUCCCAACGACAUUGGUCUCAUCUACAUCGAAAAGGCUUUCGAUUUGAAUGCCUUGUCCCGUGAUGGAUCUGCCCCCGUUGCCAGCAUCAACUUGCCUUCCGGCAAAUAUGAACAAGUAGGUCGCGGCAAGCUCUUCGGCUGGGGACGUGACAAUUCCGGUUGGUUGCCCAACACCCUGCAGACAUUGGACGUCGACGUAAUUGGCUACACCGAAUGCAAAGCUGCCCUACCCUUCGAUGCCCCCUUGGAGAAAGUGAACAUUUGCUCCUACACUGCCGGUACUGCCGAUGGCUCCUGCAACGGUGACUCCGGUGGUCCUUUGGUCAUGGACACCAAGGAUGGUUACGAAUUGGUAGGCUUGGUCUCCUGGGGCUAUGUUCCCUGUGCUGCCACCAUGUACCCAUCGGUCUACACUGAUGUCUCUUCCUACAAGGAUUGGAUUGCCGAAAAAAUGAGUGCUAAACCCUAAAUUAGUACCGCCCGCCAAACAAUGCCAACGUUUAAAUGGCAAAGUUUUCAAAUUCUAUUCAAAUAAAUUUAAUACAGUAACUGAAAAACAA
Molecule: messenger RNA, 937 nt
Organism: Stomoxys calcitrans (stable fly)
Lineage: Eukaryota; Metazoa; Arthropoda; Insecta; Diptera; Muscidae
Product: lectizyme-like
Exons: 1
Coding region: 31-846 (271 amino acids)
Biological process (GO): proteolysis
Molecular function (GO): serine-type endopeptidase activity
Source: RefSeq, a predicted model, not a curated record